GUAAAAAUAGCAUCAACGUUUACGUUCAAUGUAAGCCUUUCAUAGACAUGGUACUUAUUGCACGUGUAGCAGAGAAACAGAUGUGAGGAUCAUCUAAGAAGAAGCAAUGGGUCUGACAAAACAGUAUCUGCGCUAUGUCCAAGAUGCAGUAUUUGGUCUGGUGGCUAGUCAGAAAUCCAAUGUUGUAUUCAUGGAACUAAAGGGAGUGAGGGGGCGCCACUGUGCUGUAGGUGUGUGUGAAGAUGUCAUCAUCUGGGACGUGCGCACAGGGGAAAAGUAUAUGACACUAAAGGGAGACAGGCAUGAAGUGACAAAGAUAGCCCGUUCUCCAGACCGACGCCACAUGGCAGUCGGCUACAAUGAUGGCAUGGUUCGUAUAUUUGACAUCUCAUCAGGGGAAGCCACCAUUAACUUCAGUGGGCACAAGUCUACCGUGACCGCGUUGCAGUAUGAUGCUAGAGGGCUUCAUCUCGUGUCAGGUGCCAAGGAUACAGAUGUGAUCGUGUGGGACAUCGUCAAUGAGAGUGGACUGUACCGCCUCAAGGGUCACAAGGGGAUGGUUACCCAGGCAAGGUUUCUACCACAAAACAAUGUGCUGGUCACUAGUUCAAAGGACACAUUUGUGAAGUUCUGGGACCUGGACACCCAGCAUUGCUUCCAUACAUUGGUCGGACACCGUACAGAGGUACAUGACUUUGUGAUCACCCGUGAAGGCCACAGGAUUGUGACGGGAUCAGGAGACAGUGAAUUACGUGUAUGGGACAUCAAUGACAUCACCGAACAGGCAGGACAAGAGAGCGCUGCUGAACCAGAGACAAAACGCAGAAGACUUCAGACACCGGAGGGUACUACCUCUGAUGGUGACGAUGAAGCAGAAGACAGUGAGGAUCUGACAAUCCUGCGCUGUUCUAAAGCUGGCUCCAUAAUGAGGCAAGGACGUGAUCGAGUAGUCUCCAUGACGACAGAUUGGUCAGAUAAAAUCCUCCUCUGUCAUGGUAAUGAUUCCUCCAUUGAGGUGUUCAAACUUCCAUCUGAGCAGGAACUGAGUAAACGGCAGAGUAAACGGCAGAAGAAACUCAACAAAAAGUCAAAGCCUGAUGGGGAGGAAGGAGAGGCUAAGACAGCAGAACUCACACUUGAGGAUGAAAUUCAGAAGGUUACAUGUAUCAAGAUGACCUCUAAGAUAGCUUCAGUUGAUGUGGUGCUGGAGGAAGGUUCACAGGCCAAAGUGGUGGCCGUACUUAACAACAACUCACUCCAGACAUGCUCCUGUAACACUGAGGUGAAGAAGGGUGCAGCAGACAACGUGAAGACUUUGGCUGUUCUAGGUCACCGAACAGAUGUGAGGACGGUCAGUUUCAGCUCAGAUAACACAGCUGUACUCUCUGCCAGUGGGGAGGCAGCCAAGAUAUGGAACAGGUCGACGUUGCAGUGUAUACGGACGAUGCCCUGUAGUUAUGCCCUGUGUUCCACCUUUGCCCCUGGCGACCGACACAUCAUUGUGGGCACCAAGAGUGGUAAGCUACAGAUCUUUGACAUCGCCAGUGGAGCUCUGUUGGAGAGUAUAGACGCCCAUAGUAAAGAGGUGUGGUCUUUAUGUAUGACCCCAGAUAAGAGAGGUAUUGUGUCGGGAAGUGCUGAUCAACAAGUCAAGUUCUGGAAUUUUGAGCUUGUUAGUGACAAGGAAGACUCAGCCUCAAACAAGCGAUUGAGUCUGGAACACUCACGUACGUUACGUAUGGAUGAGGAUAUCCUGGCAGUCCAGUGCAGCCCAGACAACAGACUGAUUGCAGUAUCCUUGUUGGACAAUACGGUCAAGGUUUUCUUUACCGACACCCUCAAGUUUUUCCUGUCCCUGUAUGGACACAAGCUGCCUGUUCUUUGUCUAGAUAUUUCCACCGACUCAACACUACUGGUGACGGGCUCAGCCGACAGAAAUGCCAAGAUCUGGGGCCUUGACUUCGGGGACUGUCACAAGUCUAUCUUUGCUCACGAUGACAGCAUCAUGUGUAUAAAGUUUAUACCCCGUACACACCUGUUCUUCACCGGGGGUAAGGAUGGAACCAUCAAAGAGUGGGACGCAGACAACUUUGAGAACAUCAUUACACUGCAGGGUCACCAUGCUGAGGUGUGGUGUAUGACCACUAGUCCAAGUGGUAACUUUCUGGUGACAGGUUCCCACGACAAGUCGUUGCGCCUGUGGGAGAAGACACGAGAGCCCCUUGUACUGGAGGACGAGAGAGAAAUGGAGCGAGAGAAGGAGUACGAGGCGAGCGUAGGACAGACCGGGGAGCCUGUGGUUCCUGGGGAGACCAACACUGAGGUGGCAAUGGCUGGACGUAAAACAGUAGAAACAGUCAAGGGGGCAGAGCGUCUAAUGGAGGCCCUCGAGCUGUAUAAAGAAGAAACUGAAAAACUACAGCAACACUUGGUUGAGAGUAAACGGGCAGGCAAGCAGCUACCAUCUCCACCCCUUCAUCCGAUGCUGAUGGCAUUUUCUGUCGACACUCCACUCAAGUAUAUGAUGGAGGUACUCAAAAAGGUUAGAUCAAGUGAGCUGGAGGAGAGCCUACUGGUGCUGCCAUUUAACUACGUCAUAGAUCUGGUAAAGGUCACAGAGAAGUUCUUGGACAUAGGCUGGAAUGUUGAGCUCACCUGUCGAGUCCUCUUCUUUUUGCUCAGAGUCCACCAUGGCCAGGUGACAUCUAGCCCCAUCCUUAUGCCCGUCAUUGACCGACUGCGAAGCUGCACACAAGCCAAGGUUGACCAGAUCAGAGACCGGAUUGGGUUCAAUAUGAGUGGUCUCCAGUUCUUACAACAGCACAUUGACAAAUCAGGGGAGGUAAUGCUUUUCAAGGAUGCAACACUGAAACACAAAAACAAGAAGAAAAAGAAGCAGAAAGCAAUUUUGGCUAUCAAAACCUGACUCUUCUAUACAGAAAAAUAUAUCAUUUAAUUUGAAGCAUGGUGAGAUAUGUAUUUGUAAAAAGAUAAAUAAGCAAGAUUUAAGUUCGAGUCAAGUAAAUCAGAUAACAUUACAUGUUUUUCCUUCUAAAAUGACUCACAUAUGGCAAGUCUGAAUAAUUAAUAAAAAAAAGCAUGUUUUAUUGUGAGAAUUUCUGUCAGUCUUUUUCUGAUAUCAUGUAAAACCAUAUACAUUAUAAAAGUGACAUGAUUCGUUGUCAAGCAUUUCUGUUAAAUAAAACCUUAUG
Molecule: messenger RNA, 3212 nt
Organism: Mizuhopecten yessoensis (Yesso scallop)
Lineage: Eukaryota; Metazoa; Mollusca; Bivalvia; Pectinida; Pectinidae
Product: WD repeat-containing protein 3-like
Exons: 26
Coding region: 107-2926 (939 amino acids)
Biological process (GO): maturation of SSU-rRNA
Cellular component (GO): small-subunit processome; Pwp2p-containing subcomplex of 90S preribosome
Molecular function (GO): protein binding; snoRNA binding
Source: RefSeq, a predicted model, not a curated record